Messenger RNA from Megalobrama amblycephala (Wuchang bream), 9255 nucleotides. It is a transcript of the gene cfap54, whose product is annotated as cilia and flagella associated protein 54. The record is from RefSeq and is a predicted model, not a curated record. The coding region runs from base 78 to 9128 and encodes 3016 amino acids. NCBI's taxonomy places the organism in Eukaryota, Metazoa, Chordata, Actinopteri, Cypriniformes, Xenocyprididae. The transcript is spliced from 69 exons. Gene Ontology annotation, biological process: cilium assembly.
AGCAGACUGGAGCGCGCGUCAUAACCAUAACAACGGAUUCAAACACAGUAGCUCGCCUCGCACGCGCAGUUGGAAACAUGGACCCUUCACCAGCAUCCUACUACGGACCCCUGGAUAAAAGCAACCCUGUACUGUACGCUUUUCAAAGUGACUUAAAAGAGUUUAAAGCGCAUAUAAAGAAACUUUCAUGCUCGCCGAACGACGACUACCGAUCCUACUCCAGAGGGUCCAUAAAACUGUUUGAAACAUGGAACAAGUAUAAAUCUCGCCUUCCUCCCUCUUAUUUCGAAGAGCGCCUGUUGCAAACUGCAGAUUUCCUUCUUGACACCAAGCUAUACAGGCUUGCUCUCUGGCAGGGGUACAGACUCCAUCUGCAGCAGUUUGGCACACAAAGCCUGGAAAGCAUACGAGAUGUGGAGCACUUCAAGCAGUCCUUCUUCUCAGACGGCUUUGAUUCAAAGAGAGCCCAACUUACGUUUCGUGCUCUUCAGGGAGAAUGCCAGUGCAUCUUCCAUUUGGAGAGAGAGAAAAGUGCACUGCCAGACCAGAGAGGGGUUCAAAAGUUGCUGAGCAUCCUGGGAUUUGUGCGCAUUCUGAUGCAGGCUGUUCUGCCUGAUGAAAGUUUAUGUUGGAUCCUGUACAAUGGCUCGUUACACAUGUAUAACAUAUGCAGGUUCCUGAUGUCAGCAGGCCAUUCUUCACAGGUUUUAGAGUACUUACUUUGGGCAUGCACAUGUCUAGAGACCUCUGUUACUCUGCUGACUGCCAACUUCCUGCCAUGGAGGGCCACACUUUACUGUGCUGUGUGUGAAUGUUACUUUCAUGACUCUGCUUCUGUUCAGGCAGAGGUGUUUGCGCGCCGUGCCCUUAGCAAGAUCAGCGAAUUGGCCAAGCUGGAGGAGAUGACUGGCUCCCAAGUGUCAUCUGAGACCCAGCAAGCUUAUAAGGAGGCCACAAUAAAACUUGCAGUGAUGGUGUUUAAGCGGUCAGUGUUCGAACCCCGCAGGAAACCAAAAGGCCUCUUCAAACCCAAACAGAAGGGCACUUUGAAAGAGCUACAGCUAACUCCAUGGCCUCGCACACCAACCGAACGUAUCCUGAUGGAGAUGUUUGAGGGAAAUGCUGCUCGGUUUCUGGCUGUGCUGGAAGCUCUACGGGACAGCUCUGUCAGGCCUCUGCAGACCGGCAUGCCUGAAGAAUUUGAGGUCCAGGAUGUGAUACUGGAGCUCAUUUCGGCUGGCACUAGCUUGUUGUCCGGAUUUGGUGAUUCUGAACACACUUUUGAUGAGAGCAUGCCUCCCUCUGUGAAUGCAGUCACUCCUACUUCCUCUCUCUUUGACACGGCUGUCGCUGGAAAUAGUAAGAUUGCAGUAGAUGCUGCAGUGAAGUUUGUGAAGCAGCUCUUCAGAUAUGAACAGUGGAGCACGUUCAGCUCGCUGUCUUCUGCACUUAUGUCAGCGUUAGCUAACAUGGAUGGCCGCCCGUUUAGGAAGUAUGAGCAGGAACUGAGGCUUUUGGAAGCUGUGGAGCGUUUGUUUUCCACUCAAAGAGUAAAAUUCACCAUGAAAGAUGCUGCUUUUGAUGGUCAAGCUGACAAGAAUAUUGGUCCAGCAAUCAUGACAGAAGAAUUUUUCAAUCUUAUUCAGACACUUCAUACUUGUGUCUGCAGGACAGACAAGGAUAUCCAGCCAGAUGCAGACUUGGUGUUGGACAUCGUGCUCUUCUUUUGGGCUAAAUGCAAAACAGUUUUUCAAAGAGCGCAGAUGAGAUACUAUGACCCUGUGCACUACCGGGGAAGGAUGGCAAACCAAGACCAGUGGGUGGAGACCCUGCUCUUGCUGUGUGAAGUGGCCCAUGAGCACCAGCUGGCUGAAGUAGACUUCUUAUUAGUGGCUGAAAUGACUCUCAGAAUUGCCAUGGUGUUGGAAAGCAGCAUGGAUGCCCCGCAGUCCGGGAGAAAAACAGCCACCACUGUAGAUAGUGAAGAGUCCAUCCCUGUUAGAAAAUCUGCAAGCUCCCUGUUCAUGAGGUCCCGAACUGAACAGCUGCAGACUGCAUUGGAUUUAGUGGAACGAGGUGUGGAUUGUGUGUCCAGAGGCAGGGCCAGGUCACUUUAUGGGGAUUCUGCCGUCUUUGACGAGUUGUUCAUGCAGAAGUUUGGUAACUACAAGAGUUCCAAGAGCAGCAGAGUUCCAGAGAACAGCAGUACCACUGACCUUACUGCCCUUUCCAUGGAUUUACACCUAGAACUACUGGUCGUCCAGCACAGACUCGCUCUCAAACUAUCGGACUCCUGGCCAGAAGAGAUGAGUCUGAUGGAGAAUAAGAAGUCACAUACUAAUCGAAUGAAGACCUCAGAAACAAACAGACCUGUAGAAGACUCUGCUGUACUUGAAAAAAUCACGAAGAACAAGAUCUCUAAGAGUGUUUUCCUGGCGCAGAAGGCCUUAUUGACAUUCAAGAAGGAUCAGACUAGCCGAGAGACCAAGAAAAUACUUGAGGAGACCAUAACGCUGAUGGAGAAAGCUGAGCUGGAAGAGAGGAGGCUGGCUAGUUGUACAUUUCCUUCAGAGAGCAGCUUAGGACUGCCAGAGAAGAGACAGCCACCACCAACCCCAUUACUCCUGACACGAUCCAACCACUCCAUGAUCUUCACACCUGCACCAUACGCUCUGGAGGAGGAGGUUAGCUGGUAUUGUAUUUAUGCAAGAGAUGCAGAGGGUGUCAACCUAAAAGUACGACUUAAAGACUGCUACCUAUGUGGGACUGGAGAAAUGAUACCUGCCAAAGGUGAAUGUUUACUUCACGUAAGCGGGUUGAAACCUGAUAAGACGUACAUUUUUGCAGUGGCUGCUUUUGAUGCUCAGGGCAAAAUGGUGGGCGGAGCCAUUGGAGAGACCACCAGGCCUCUACUGGCCUCCUUGCCUCUACCACUGCUAACAACCUGGGCCCACAUAGCUCAGGUGGCUUAUCAAACAGGACUUCACAGUCUUGCCAAAAGAGCUUGUAAUGAGCUAUGGAGCCACUUUACCCUUCCUUCAAGCUCAAAUCCUGAGGUUCCAGAGCUGGAACAAGAAGCCAGUCUUGAAAGGCUGGCUCAAACAAGACUCCGCCCAGAGACCCUACAGCUUUCUUCUCCUCUCCUACAGCAGCUGUUUUUCUCCACUAUUUUCAUCCAGACAGAUAUUCACAUCCAAGAGGGGGCAUUAUUCUGUGACAGUCUCUGUGAUAGGGGGCCUUUGAUCUGGGGCCAGGAGGCCAGACUUGCAGAGUGUGAACGGAUGCUGGUGGCCAUUGAUCUUGCUCUGCACCUCAAUGACAGCGCUGGCACCCUGCAGGCUGUAGUAAACUGUUACGGCCUUCUCGCUCCAUUAAUCUUCAAUCAGAUCCCUUCAGAGCCUGUCAUAGAGGUGCUGUUGAAGUGCUUUUCAGUACUGCUGGAGAUUCCAGAAGUCCUCAAGCAGAAACGCCCUGCUGCCACCACAGAGUCCCUGCAGCACAUGGUUGCCUGUAUGACAUAUUAUUUAACCAAGAGCUUGCGCUCCACUCAGGAGAGUGCCAUGGCAUCAUCUGUGUUUGAGUCGGGAAAGAAGCUGCUUCAGGAGCUCAUUGAGCCUCCUCUGCAACCCGCCAAACAAACAUCAUCAACGGAGCAGGAUGGGAAGAAGACAGCUCCCACAUAUGAUGAGGAGCCCAUUGAUCAGCUAAAGUUUUUAGAGGCCAUUGUCAUGAAAAACAUGCAAGCAGAAACAUUAGGAAACUAUGGUGUCACUUCCUGUAACAAAACGGACUCUCAUGGAUGUGAGCUCACUGGACAGGAAGACCCUGUUGUACUCUACAUGGUGAUUGAAAACAGCCCCCUCCAGCAUGCCUUUAAAGAGGUGAUGAAGUUGAAGCAGAAGUCUUGUUUUCUGGAGUUUGUUGUGCACUUGCUCCAGAAAGCCCUGCUGGAAGAUGAGCUAGAUCUGGUGUUGCGGUGGGAGCAGAACAUUUUGAACUGGCUCAGCAGACGUGACGAGGUUCUGUUCGGGCUAAAGAAACACUCGGGUCUACCAGGAGAGGAGCUGAAAGAUUUCACAACCUCUGUGAUAGAGUACAACACCGAGAAAAAAAAAGUUGGCACCUUUUGGGGUGCCAGGAAGUUGCUACAGAAAAGACUACUGAUUACAUUCAAGAGCCAGAACUCUGAAAGAGAGAUCAAAGCUGUGGACACCCUGCUAAAUCAACUGGCUGCUCUUAUCAGAAGACACCAGCACCUCUGGAAGCUGAGGCAGAUGCGCUCUGAGGAUUCGCUGUGGCGUUGCCAUGUCAAUCUGAGCCUAGCUCGUGCCCACCUAGGCAUACUGAGGAGGAACAUGGGACCACCUCCCCAGCUCUGUUUUAGUCAUCUAUCGCAGUCUUUCUUCUCUCUCGCUCACUGUGGAAUGUUGAUUAUGUGGAAGAACAUUCCACAGCAAAUCACGCCACCUGAAUUGACUCUUCCACGUCCCAAAUCGGUACCCCGUCCUGGACGCACUGCUUACAAAAUAAAAGUGAAACGCAAAGUUAAACACACUAAUCAAGGAGCAUCAAACACCAGUGAUGAGGAGCUGAACUCUGCAGACAGUGAAGUGGAAGGUGAAGUGGACUCUACGUUUCGGCACACCCGCAGCCCUAAAGCUGACGACGCUCCUGCUGACCAAAACACCUUUCAGUUACUGGACACACUUGAAAAAGCCUCUAUAUACAUGCGCAGAGCUAUGGUGCUAGCACAUCGCUGGAGUCACUGGACAACUUUACAGUGGGCAUGUCGGAUUCUGUGGGACCAAACCAGCACACUAGCCCUGAUGAUAGAGCGAGCCCAAGGCCCUGAUGCCCGUGCCAGACAGCUGACGAUAGAGCAGCUGUAUACAGUGAUCACUCCUCUACUGUUGCUUGCCUCAGAUCUUCUCAUGGACAUGAUGGAGAAGCUUAAGCUGUGGAAUGUUUAUGAUGAUGAAGAUAGGGAGCUUGAGGCCAGCUUAUACUUCUCUGCUCCAGUGGAUGAUGGGACAGUGAUCGAUCUGCGCUGGCUGAGGACUCUGAUUCUGCACACAUUAGAGCUUCUGUACUACCAGGCCAAGUGGGAGAGUCUUGCCCACCUUGCCCUACUUUUCAACGCAUACACUAGGGAGCGCUACUCACACAUGGUAACACCUGUUCUGGUGCAUGCACAGAGGAGGCUGUUGGACAGAAUCAGCUGUUUCGGUGGUCCUCCAGCCCCUCAACCUCACUUCACCUACACUGAGAUGAUCUCUGGAGAGAAGGUGACCUGCAGGAAUUAUGCAAGCAGACAGUUGCUGUUUCCCUGUGGAGAAGGUCAGAUUAUGAUUACUGCAAAUGAUACUAACCCAGAGUCCAAGGAACUUGCAGAUGUAAAGAGAGCCAUGUGUCUGGUGUGUGUACCAUUGGAUGUGGAGGACACACUGGAGUGUUUCAGAGAGACUCUGGAGAGAAGACAUCACGCACUGCUGACCUUUCAGCACAGCCGAACUCUGCUCCUGCUUCUUCUGGCUGACACACAGCACCUGUAUGUUGAGGUGCCAUUCUCUAAAGAGACCAGUGGCGUUCUGCAGGAGAAAGUGAAAUUCAACAUGGCAGCCAGCAUCCUGCCAGGUGUCAGUCCUCCAGACCUGUCCACAGAAGACUUCAGCUCUCUGGGCUCCAUCUACAGCACCACCCUGUCUCCAUCACAGCUCCAGACUGUUUUCUCCUCCUACAACAAUUCAAUUAAAUAUCUACAAGCAAAUAAGUACAACUCCCUCCAGGUGCAAGCACUCCAUGACCUUGGAAACCUGCAUUUCUACAAUGGAAAUCGAAGAUCUGCACACUAUUUCUGGAGUAAGGCUCUGGACUGUGUUCUGCAAAGCUCUGGAGUUCUGGAAUCUUGGGAUGGUGACUCUUGGGGCUGCAGCUCCUCUCAGGAAACCCUGCGGCAUGCUGGGAUAUGGGGUUGUCUCCAGGGAGCUUUGCUUUCCGCCAAGAUUGCACAGCACAUCCUGACUUCUAACAUCAAUCAGCGCACAAAAUGCUGCCUUCUCUCUGCCAAACUCUUCAAGUGCCUACUGAUGGCCUCUAUGCCCCAUCCGAUGGCGGACCUGUCAUACUCCACAUACUGUGUGGAGAUGGAUCUGAUCCCAGGCAUCGACCUCUUCUCUGAGCCGGAUCGAGGGAAUCUCGGCACCACUGUUGCCUGUUUGUCUUUUCUCUGCCACUGGCUGUAUACCUCAGGACACCUUCUCAAGUCUCUCCCUGUGCUGGCUCUGUACCUGUAUAUUGCCAAAACCGUGUGUCGGGAUCCACAUCUUACUGUCAGAUGCAGAAUCCUAAAGAUAAAGGUAUUGACACAAUUAGGGGCCUUCUCUCAAGCAGUUAAAGAACUCAGCAGUCUCACAUUUGGCGAGGAAAUCCCUGUGCCUCAUGGAUGCCACCACAGAGUGGAGAAGCCAUCUUGGGCAAAUGAAAAAUUUAUUGAAGGGAAACCCCUGUUGGAUCCUUACAAUCUUCAAGCUCUGGAAGAAGUGGUCAAUAGGAGGCCAAGUAAAGACAUCAUGGCUCUUUAUGGCUCAAGAUUGACCAGGUGGAUCCUGAUGGCCAGAGUUCAUCUCAUCUUGGCUAUAUGUAGUACUAUACAAGACCUGCCUGAGCCACCGCCACCGGAGUUAUCCGAAUCUCAGGAGAAAAGCUCUAGCACUCCCUGCUUGCCUGAUGCCUCCAGCAGUGAUGAGUCCAGGGGUCUCCAGCUCAGUGCCAGGAAACUCACAUUAGGAGAAGUCAAGGCCAUACUCCUAAAAGAAGCACAUGCUCUGGUUAGUCCUGAGCUCUCCACCCCACAUCCACUGAGCGUCGAUCCUGAAGAAAUGGAGCUGGCAGUGGAGAUCAGACUGUUAAUGUCCAAUAUCAACAUGCAGCAGGGCAGAAUGGCUGCCAGUGCAGAUAUGUCAGUGUCUGCUUUGAGGCUCCUCCAGAGUUCUCCUGUGUUUCAAAGUGAUUUCCGCCCGCUGCCUCCUCCUAAACCACCCUCCUCUGCUCUCAGACGAUCCAGAGCCAAAACAUAUCAGUCAAGUUCCGGGGAUGCAAAGUCUGUUUUCGAUCUCCAUACUGGAGAUCUUCCAGAAGAGGUGGAAGCGAGAGAACGCAUGGAUAUCAUUUUCUGGCUGCGCUGUAGACUGGCAGUGGUUCGCUCUCUCGUAGGCCAUAUCCCUGGAACUGCAAUCUACUCUGGUGCAGACAGUAGUGCAGAGGCGCUCCGGCUGCUGAAAGAGGGUCUGGCGGAGGCCGAGGCCUGGGGAGACCCUGACACUAAAGCCCUCCUGCUCCUCCAAGGCGUCCAACUCAACACAUACCGUGGCAGACCCAGAGAAGACAGUACGGCCAUGCUACAGGAGAUUGUGAGCUUGUUGUCUGGGCGUAGUGCUCUAUCUCUGCGCUCUCAAAUGACUUUAGCUGAAGCUGCGUUACUACUUAGUGAACUGAGAGGAACAGGAAGCCAGACUCUCCACCUGCUCACACAGAAACUACUGCAGCAACAGCUCUGUGCUACUGGAGAAUUUAUAGGUCUCAAAAAAGGAGGCGAGGUGGAAUUACAAGGCCUUAGGAAUAUUUAUCUUCCACAGCUCGCCCUGCUGGCCAAGACAACCAUGCGGAUUGGUCGCUCUUUGGCAUUGCAGGCCUUGUCAGGUUCCUCUGAGGGAGGUGAGGAGCCCUGGAGGCCCUUAAUAUUUGCUCAAGAAGUUCUGCAUUCUGCACUCAGCAUCUCUCAGGCCUCUGCCAACAGAGAUUGCCAGCUCGAGGCUGAUAUCCUCUACUACACAGGAGUGGUGGGAAGACAUCUAAUUUCCAUGCAAAAAUCUGGACCCCAGGAAGUCCUAGAGGCCCUGUUUGGGUGUUUAACCACAUUUAAGCACACUCAUUGCCAAAGCUUACGAUUGGCACAUAGGUGCUACCUGGAAAUGGCAUUGAUAUACUUACAAGAGAUCGAGCAGAUUACCACUCCUCCUGGACAUCUGACUCCUCCCCCAUCACCAACACCUGACGAGACCAGCAAGGAAACAGUCAGAGAGACCUGCCAACUGCUCUACUGGAUUUGUUUGAGAAUAGCUUUAAAGAUCUCAGAAGUUAUUGGCAAGUAUGGCCUUUCGCAUGGAUUCACUGGAGUAACUGAAGGCCCCGUCCCCCUUUCUUCAAUAAAAGCCCUGCCUGACUUUGCAUUGAAUGAUCUCUUCCACCCCUGUGGGGGGCUAGAAAACCCUGAGAAUUGUAUCCCCAGUCCUGAAGCAUUCAUGGAUGCUGAGCGUGAGAAAAACAGCAGGAAAUGCCCUCAGCUGACCUGGGUUCAUAUGUCCCGCUACUACAUGCACUUAAUGAACCUUCUACAAGUCUCCUCACAGCCAGGUACAAUGCAUGGUGUUGAUGGACUACUGUCCACGUCCGGUGACACCAAACUUGCUCUCAGACUCUCACAGUUGCACACCUUCUUCAGCCGUCACCAGCCAUCUUACAGGGAGGAGUGGACCAUUCCUGAUCCCCCUGCAGCUCUAAUACUGAAGCCUCAGCAAAUACAGCACGAUCAGCCCUUGCCAGAUCUGUUCCCCUGGGCCAACACGGACAUCCAGGAACUGAUCAUCCAGUGGUACAGACCCUGCUCAGAGGACAACACGAUUCUUCUUCUGUUCACUGUGAAUAAAGCUCCUAUAUCAGCAACGAACUCUACUGCAGACACAAUGGCUGCACUACAGGCUGGACAGAGAACAAUCUGUUUGGACAGGAUGAAGGCUGUUCAUGCCCUACUGAGCUCAACAUGUGUAGAGGCUGAUGGGCAUGUUUCAUACUUCACCAGCUCAGCCUCCUCCUUCAGCUCAGAAGAGCAGAACAGAAAGGCUACCUCCACCCCACAUCAUCAGGACAUGCUUUUGGAGAAGGCCAAACAUGUCUGCACUGAGAUCAGGAAUUUAUUGAAGCCUGAUUUCAAUUCAGCACCCGUCACAGAGAAGCCCUUUGACUCAAGCAUGCAGACUCUUCAGAACCUGGAACGCUGCUUUAAUCCUGCAACAGGUGGCAUGCUACAAGAUACAGUCCUCAUCACAUGGUUCCUCUCUCUUCUGAGUUAAAACCUGCUGCCUUGAUCUGCCCUGGAUCGGCAAGAUAAAACAAAAUACCCAAACUACACAUUUAAUAUGCUAUAAAAAUAUUUUAAUGUUUUAUUUAACUACAAAUAAAGAGGAAAGCACUAAAAUA